Molecule: messenger RNA, 3288 nt
Organism: Mus musculus (house mouse)
Lineage: Eukaryota; Metazoa; Chordata; Mammalia; Rodentia; Muridae
Gene: Gca
Product: grancalcin
Exons: 8
Coding region: 107-769 (220 amino acids)
Cellular component (GO): membrane; cytosol; cytoplasm
Molecular function (GO): protein homodimerization activity; calcium ion binding; protein heterodimerization activity
Source: RefSeq, marked provisional
ACUGCGCUCGGACCUUCCGCACCUGUCGCACGCACUUGCGCUUUCCCCGCUCUAAGCCGCGCUGACGCUGACUUACUGGUGACGCGUUACUUUCGAUCGCCUGGUCAUGGCCUACCCGGGAUACGGAGGGGCGUUUGGAAACUUCAGUGGUCAGAUUCCAGGCAUGCAAAUGCAGAUGGGCCAGCCAAUGCCAGGGGCAGGUCCCAAUAUGUUCUCUGGUGGCUACCCUGGAUACCUGGGUUAUUCUGACAGCUACUCCCCUGCCGACGACUCCAUGUGGACUUAUUUCACAGCUGUUGCUGGUCAGGAUGGUGAGGUGGAUGCUGAGGAACUGCAGAGAUGCUUGACCCAGUCUGGAAUUAGUGGAACUUACGCACCUUUCAGUUUGGAAACCUGCAGAAUUAUGAUUGCCAUGUUGGAUAGAGACUACACAGGAAAAAUGGGGUUCAACGAAUUCAAGGAGCUUUGGGCCGCUCUUAAUGCCUGGAAGCAGAACUUCAUGACCAUUGACCAAGAUCAAAGUGGCACGGUAGAACAUCAUGAGCUGAGUCAAGCCAUCGCUCUUAUGGGCUACAGGUUGAGUCCACAGACAUUAGCUGCAAUUGUCAGACGCUACAGCAAGAAUGGCCGGAUUUUCUUUGAUGACUAUGUUGCCUGCUGUGUGAAGCUGCGCGCCCUGACAGAUUUCUUUAGGCGAAGAGACCACUUGCAACAAGGGAUUGUGAAUUUCAUGUAUGAAGAUUUUUUGCAGGGCACUAUGACAAUUUGAAAGCCUAGCAUUCCAAAGGCGGAGACAGACUGCGAAUCCUUCUGCUUCAUUGAAACAGACUGGACUACCUAAAAUUGAAAGCUCGCGGAACUGUUUUGUAUACCUUCCUGUGAAAGCUCCCCGCCCUUUCUGUUAUUUAACCUUAAAGCACAGUUCAAUGCAAUAACUUUUUUAUUUGGAAUAUAUUAUUUUUGGAAAAGUUAUGACAUUGCAGAUAUAUGCACGCUCUCUUGAAAUGUUGCUAAUGGUAUGUAGCUAACUGAUCCCAGCAUACCUGAGCCUUAGUUCUUAACAAUAAAGCAUAGCAGAAUGUAGUCACAUGACAGAUUGUCUACUAAGCCAAAUAACGAAAGUCUAGAUAAAACUUUUAUAUUAUCUAAAGGCUACAAGUUAUACUUGUGAUGUUGUUUGUGUCUGUGGGUGUUUCUAGGAGUGAGUCAGAGGGGACAGCUGCACUUUGUGCUGUCUUUUGGGUUUUGAUUAAACCAUCAGAGGACAUAGCACAUGUUCGUGGCCAGUGAACUGUAGUUCCUAAGACUUUAUCGUUCUUUGGGUCUGUCAGCCUAGAGUAGUAGUAGGUAUUGUUUCACCUAUUUUUUAUUGCAUUAUUUUUGUACAAUAUGUUUUAUUGUCUUCCCACAAUUGUUUUUGUUUUCAACUUCUCUGUUUUCAUUUAGCUGUGUUUUGUGAGACAGGGUCUUUCUACAUAGCCCAGUGUGACACAAAUUCAUGGUCUUCCUUUCUUGUCCCUCAUUGUUUGUAGAAAUUCAAGACUUGCACACCCUUGCCCAUACUAAAAAUUCCAAUGAAGAUGCUUUUCUCUUUCAUUAGUGAAGGCCCAGGUAACCUAAAAUGUCAACCGUCCCUGAAUCCCGCAGCUCAGAGGAGCAGCACACAUUAGUGCUGGGUCAGCAUUCAUUCACGUUUGUUCAGUUAAAGCCAGGUUCUGCUCCUAGUUAAUGGCAACAGUUUAUAAAGCAAACCAAGUGAUCUGCCUCUGUUAACUGUUCAGAAAUUCUGUGUUGGAUUGGUAGUAUGGACUAAUUUAUGUGUGCCUGUUUGUGUGUGUGUGUGUGUGUGUGUGUGUGUGUGUGUGUGUGUGCCAAGUAGUGUUUUGACUUUUUUCUUUUUUUUUUUAUAAAAUUAUAAAAUUAUCCUCCUCCUCCCAUUCGUCCACUUCCCUUUCCUCCUCUUCUUCCUUUUCCCCCUCUUUUUCCUCCUCUUCUUCCUCUUCCUCCUCCUCCUCCUUCUUGUUCCAUAGGCAGUGUUUUUGGUGAAAUUUUCUAUAGAGAUUUCAGUGGUUACCGGGUUCUUUGCAUUAAGUUGUCUGAUCUAAGAUGUCAGAGUUAAUUUGGUUUCUGAAUUUUCGUAUAUUUUAACUGAAUAUAUUCUAGCUGAAUUCUGAUGCAAAUAGAUAUAAUUUUAGUGUAGCUGGUGACCAAAUUAAAUAUUUAAGAAAGAACUCCAUGAUUUUUAAAAAUAUUUUUAAAAGAAAACUCCACAAAAGUGCAAGCUCUUUUUAUAAAUACAGAAAACUUAAAAUCAGCUUUUACUUCAAAAGAUCCUGAAAAGGAAAUGAUGUCUAAUCAUUUUGAUAUUGAUUACUAUGUAACUUGCCAUCAAUCUGGAUACUUGGUUAUUGUGUAAGAAUAGAUCAAUGAAUAAUGCAUACACAUUGUCCUCUGACAAUUUGUUCAUGACCACAUAGUCAGUAGCCUGAAGGAAUAUUAAGGGAACCAUUGAAGGUACAGAAUCUGAAGCUGUCAUAGAAAACAGAAGCCACACCAUGAUGUUGUAAGUCAUUGAGCAGUGUACACUCUUAAUGUAUAAGUGCUUUUAUUUAUACAGUAAACAUGUUUCCAUGUCAUUUUGAGAAUUUUUUAAUAAACAUUCAAAUAGCUUGCUGUAAAGUUUUGUAUCAUACAAAAUUUGUUACAUAUAUACUGCAAUGAGAUGCCUCAGUUCAAACAACGGUGCAUUAAUUCAGCUAUUAUCUAAAAGAUUGCCAAAUGGUUAAAUGCCAGGUAUUGCACUUCUAGUGUGAGUGGCAGUUUACACACUUUAAAUUACAUCAAGGGAAAAUCAAUACUAUGAGAAUCUUGAUUUGGUCCACUUUAAAUGUAUUUUUAAGGACUGUGCUCAUUAACCUAUUUUAGGCAUGCAUUCAGAAAAAAGAAAGUUAACAAAUAUAUAUUCAAGUUAUAUAUUUAUUUCCAGAAAAAGCAUUUAGCCUGGAAGAAAGUAGAAUUUAUCAAGGUAGUUUAAACUCUGUGCAAUUAAAAAAAUAAGAAAAUCAAUUUGUGAUAGUUCUUUAAUUAAAAUAUACAAAUCAAGUCCACUUGUAAUCUUAUGAUAGUACUGAUUGAACAAACAAAAUAAAUACUAUUCGUGAGAAAUGUGCUUUUUUAAAUGUUCUUUUCUGUUUGACAAACUAAAGUGGAUAUGUUUUGUCUUGUUUCAUUAACAACUUCCUGUAAAUUUGAUAGGAAUAUGUUUUUUAAAGUUUGUAAAUUGAACCC